Molecule: messenger RNA, 3963 nt
Organism: Didymodactylos carnosus
Lineage: Eukaryota; Metazoa; Rotifera; Eurotatoria; Philodinida; Philodinidae
Source: the annotation of a GenBank genome assembly
AUGGUUCCGACGCCCCCAUCAUCAACAGCAGCAGGAGCAGUCAAUCAAAGUCAGCAGUUAGCGUCUCGCGAACAAACUCAAUUCAAAAAAGUUGUUCGAUUUUAUGAGCAAAAACAGUAUAAAAAAGGGCUUACAGCUGCAAAAGAAAUAUUGAAGAAGGCCCCAAAUCAUGGGGAAACAUUAGCUAUGAAAGGUCUUAUAUUGAAUUCAACGGGGAAAAAAGAAGAAGCAUUAGAAAAUAUUCGUAAUGGUAUCAAAAAUAAUAUGCAAAGUCAUGUUUGUUGGCAUGUCUACGGCUUAUAUCAACGAUCCGAACGAAAAUAUGAUGAAGCAAUUAAAGCCUACAAACGCGCAUUACAAUGUGAAAAAGACAGUUUAACUAUAUUGCGCGAUUUAUCCCUACUUCAGAUACAAAUGCGCGAUUUAGAGGGUUACAAAGAUACUCGCCAUCAAUUAUUUAUUUUAAAACCUGGUCAACGUGCAUCAUGGAUCGGUUUUGCCAUGUCCUAUCAUUUAUUAGGUGAUUAUGAUAUGGCAUUUAGUGUUUUGGAAGAAUAUCGUAAAACUCAACAAGAUAAACCAACAGAAAAACAAUACGCUAUUGAACAUUCAGAAUUUUUAUUAUAUCAGAAUUUGGUAAUGAGAGAUGGUAAACAAUAUGACGAAGCAUUGAAACAUAUACAAAUGUAUGAAAAAGAUAUUUUGAAUAAAUUAGUAUUACAAGAGAUUAAAUAUGAAUUAUACAUGUUAUUAAAUCAAUAUGAUCGAGCUGAAACAAUAUUGAGAGAUUUAAUAGAGAGAAAUGCUGAAAAUAAAAAAUAUUAUUUAGAUUUAGAAAAAUGUUUACAUAUGACAACAAGUUAUGAAAAAAUGAAAUUUUAUGAUGAUUUAAUUGAAAAGUAUCCGAGAGCCGAUGCGCCAAAACAAAUAAGAUUACAGUUUUUAACAGGUGAACCUUUUUCUAAUGCUGUUGGAUCAUAUUUACAACGAGGAUUUCAGAAAGGUGUACCAUCAUUAUUUCAAUCCGUUAAAUUUUUAUAUUCAUCAUCAGAAAAAGUGAAAAUAAUCGACACCUUAAUACAAACCUAUCUAAAAAAUAUAGUCACACAUGGAACAUUUGAUUCACUUUCAAAUGGUAAUAAUGGUGUAGUGGAUGAAGAUAUCGAACCAGCUACAACACUUUUAUGGUUACAAUAUUAUUUGGCGCAACAUUACGAUUAUCUUGAAGACACAAACAGGGCACUCGAAUUUAUUGAUGCAGCUAUACAUGAUACGCCAACGCUUGUGGAAUUAUAUAUGUUUAAAGCAAAAAUUUAUAAACAUGCUGGUGAUUUUCAAGCGGCAGCAGUAUUAAUGGAUGAAGCACAAUCAUUAGACACGGCUGAUCGUUUUGUCAAUUGUAAAUGUACCAAAUAUCUGUUAAGAGCAAAUCAUAUUAGUGUUGCAUCCGAAGUUGCUGGAAAAUUUACAAGAGAAGGAUCUAGUCCUGGAGAAUAUUUGAAAGAAAUGCAGUGUAUGUGGUUUGAAUUAGAUUCAGCUAAAGCAUAUCGACGAUUAAAGAAAUAUGGUGAAGCAUUGAAAAAAUGUCAUGAAAUUGAAAGGCAUUUUCAAGAAUUUAUCGAAGAUCAAUUUGAUUUUCAUUCAUAUUGUUUGCGAAAGAUGGUAUUGUGUGCCUAUGUUGACAUGCUCAAUUUAGAAGAUCAUAUAAAAGGACAUCGUUUUUUUCGUCAGGCAGCACAGCUGGCUGUUGAAAUUUAUAUUCGUCUUUAUGAUCAUCCAUUAUCGGAAAAUGACAGUGACAAAAAUGAAAAUGCAGAUAACAUUUCUGCUAGUGAAAUGAAAAAAUAUAAAAAUAAACAACGUCGACAACAAGCACGUGAACAACAAGAAAAACAAAAACAAAUCGAAGCUGAUAGAAAGAAAAAGGAAUCACAACGGAAUAAAAAUAAAGAUGAUGGCGAAGAAGAAAAAAUAAAAGAAGAAGAAUUAGUAGGAGAAAAAUUAGAAAGAUCAGAAAAACCUCUUGAUGAAGCAAUGCGUUUUUUACAACCAUUAGAAGAUUUUUCGCAGUCCGAUUUAGAAACACAAUAUUUAGGAUUUGAAGUUUAUUACAGACGACUGAAAUGUACACUGAUGUUACGUUGUUUGAAACGAAUGAAAAAAUUUAAUCCGAAUUAUCCGAAAUUUCAUUCUUGUUUGAUGAAAUUUUUGAUGUUAAUUCAAAAACAUUCAUGGACAGAUGAACGUUUAAAAGUAUUGAUUGAAGAAGAGUUAAAAACAUUAUAUAAACAUGGUCGUUCUAUAGAAGAUAUGAACGCUGAUUUUAUUGAAAAACAUUCAGAUUCUUUAGCUCAUCGUAUUGAAGCUAGUAAGGUGAUGUUGUUAUUAAAUCCAUCAAAUAAUACAAAAGCCAUUCAGUUUUUGACAACACUGAGUCCAUCUUCUACAGAUCAAAAUUACACAACAUGCUCAGGCAUCUAUGAAUCUCUUCGAAUGGGCGAUUUUGGACAAUGUGAUACACAAAUUAUAGAAAAUUAUCGUUCUGAGUGUCAUAAACUAUGGCCAUUGGCAAACGUAUUCUUAACAGUACAAUCACAGCCACAACAACAGCAACAAGAAACAAAUUCAACCUCACCACCAUCACCCUACUCCUCAUCUUCUGUCUCUAUUCUUGUACUUGGUUGUCGAAGUAGUGGAAAGUCGUUACUAAUUAAACGUUUGGAUGAAUUAUCAAAUGGUUUACAUCAAAAAAAUUUCGAUGAAUUUAUUCAUAUACAAUCAACAAUUGGUAAAACGUUAACAUUAUUUAAAUGGAAACGAAAAAUGAUUGAACUACAUGAAUUAGGAGGAAUACUUGCACCAAUAUGGAAAUCAUCCUAUUCAUCAUCGUCUGUGCGUGAUAACAAAAUUAUAUUUGAUAAACUUAUUUAUAUCAUUGAUACAACUCAAGCGACAGCAUCUUCAUUUGUCAUUGAACAUUUAGAAAAUAUUAUUUUAAAUUUUAAACGAAAUAUUCUAAUUAUACUUAAUAAAUAUAUGGAAGAUAAUUCAAUGACGCAAAAUGAAUUAAAUGAAUUAUUCGACUUGAAAACAUUAGUAUCAACUCAGACGCAAGUAAAUAAUCAUAUCAAAUUAAAAAAUAGGGUAUCUAAUAGUACAAAUAGUUCAGUAUCAACGACAGACGGAGAUAUUAAUACUGAAUGUGAAAAUAUAACUCAAACCGGUGGACAAAGUCGUAUUGAAGUUAUGGAGAUAAAUAUGAAUGAGAAAAAUGUUAUGUCUAUGGAAAAUGGUAAUGAUGAAUCACCUAUUGAACAUUAUUGUCAAGUGAGUUGUCAAUUAUCAUCCAUCGUGAAAUCAACUGGAUCUGCCACAUUUACAUUAAAUGAUUCAAUGUGUACAUGUAUAUUGAAUGGUCCAAGUGAAUUAUUACAACGUCAACAACUAGAAUCAUCAAAAAAUCAAUUACAUAUCGAUGUUCAAUAUCAAACACGUCAAGGUAGUUUAACAUUUUAUUUAGAUAAAUUAAUUGAACAAUGGUUAGAAACUAUUGUACAAUCAACCAUAAUUAAACAACGUUAUCCACGUAGUCAAAUAAAUUUAAUUUUAUAUGAAGAACAAAAUUUAGCAGGAGAAGCAACACUAUUAUCGUGUAUAUGUAAUACGCUAUGUUUAACAAUGUUGGAUGCUAAUUUACCAAUGAAAUAUGCAUUUGCCUCAAUACCAGUUGUUUUACAUCCAACAAAGGGUCUUCUCUUAUUACCCAAUACAAAAGAUGAAUUAACAUCAAAAACAUAUUUUGUUAUUGUGUUUGAAACAACUUUGAAUGAUGUUUUAGCUUUACAUGCUAUUGGACAAUUUGAUAUUAAACAGUUGAAUGAUGCUAUUGAAUUAGCAAAACCAGUAGCUAAAAAAUUAUUUCAAUUUUAUCGAAAUGAAUUAGAAAAAAGAGUGUCAGUGUGA